Molecule: messenger RNA, 1017 nt
Organism: Closterium sp. Yama58-4
Lineage: Eukaryota; Viridiplantae; Streptophyta; Zygnematophyceae; Desmidiales; Closteriaceae
Source: the annotation of a GenBank genome assembly
AUGGGCGCAUUGGCUCUGGCACUGCUGCAUUCCCUCCCUGGCACCACUGUUCUGACUCUGCUCAGUCAACUGGUCAACCUUCCCUCCCUGCCACCCUUCACUGUUCUGACUCGUCUGGACCUGAGUCAAACCAAAAUUUGGCGCUUCUUGAUUGUCAUCAACUUGGUCAUUCCUGCCAAGCGAUUUCUAACGACGCGAUUCGAGCCCUCGGUGCGCGUUGCCGCUCGCAACUUCAUAUUCGCUUCUGUUGUGAGCUUCUUUCUCACAAGACUUGAAGACUUGAGCGCCACUCUACGGAUCAAGAAGCACAACAGGAGUCUCGUCCCGAGGUGUUUCCAUCGUGCCUUUCAGGCUCGCAAGAACGCGCGCGAGAAGACCAUGGAGGCGGUUUCAAGUUGUGCGUUUCAGGCAUACAAGAUCAAGCUCGAGAAGUUCCUGCCGAGGAGUUUACUUGUGCCUUUCAGGCUUGCAAGAGCGCGCGCGCGAGAAGACCAUGGAGGCGGUUUCAAGUUGUGCGUUUCAGGCACACAAACUCAAGCUCGAGGAGUGCCUGCCGAGGAGUUUCCCUUGUGCCUUUCAGGCAUUCAAGAACGAGCGCUCGUGAAGACCAAAAGAGGCGCUUUCCACUUGUGCAUUUCAGAUCACGGGAGGAGGUGCACCACAGUCAAAGGUUUAGCAUGGAGCCGCGGCGUAUCACCCUCCCUUUCUCCUCUGUUUCUUCCUCUCCCCCCUAGAUCACGGGAGGAGGACGGUCAGAUCUACUCCGCUUAUAAGUUCACACAUCUACUAUUCUUUAGACGGUUACGCAAAAUGUCAGAUUGCUGGAAUGCGGGCGCAAUAAUCGCGACUGUCUUCCUUCCACCUCUUGGAACCUUCAUGAAGAAAGAGUGCGGAUACGAAUUCUGGAUCUCCAUUCUACUCACACUCUGCUUUUGGAUCCCUGGGAUGAUAUACUCUGCGUGGGUUGUUGCCCAACAAAUCCGAGUUGAGGCGAUGGGACCAAUGCCAGGACACUGA